AUGGAAUUCAAUUCAGGUGUUAGUAUGUUUCUACCUGAUACGAUUGGCCUCAAUGGAAAUGAUUUUGAUGAAGAAGAUCAUGAAGAUAUAGUUCAUGAACAAACGAAUCAAAACGAAAUUGUUGAAUUGAUCAUGGCUGCUUUCGAAGGGCACGAAGAGCCAUCGGAUGGUGAAGAUGAGGAUGACGAUGACGACGACGAUGAUGAUGAGUCUCUCAACACAUCCAAUGCCGAUCAGCAUCAUCAUCAAUCGAAUGAACAUGAGAUAUUAAAUACAAAUAAUAAUAACAAUAACAACGAAAAUUAUGUCCAACAUCAACAACAGCAGCAGCAACAACAACAACACGAAUUAUUGUACCGAAAUCAUUUGUAUCAGCAACCGUUAUAUUCCACUCCAGCUGUAUCUACUCCGCCGCCAUUAGUUCCACCAUCGACUUCAACAGAUGUUCGUCGAUUUGAUGAUCAUACUCAAUACACUCAACCGCGUUAUCAACAAUCAUUCGAUGAUCAUAAUAAAACUGAACAAAAUAUUCCAUUUUUAUCGUCGAAAAGUUCAGCUUUGGUGCAUUAUCAGAAUCCUAAUCGUCAAUUAAAUCAUGCAGCCGCAGCAGCUGUUNAGGAAGAUUUUUAUCGAACGAAAGUUGAUAGAGAAAUCUGUUCGAUCUGA
Messenger RNA from Adineta ricciae, 666 nucleotides. NCBI's taxonomy places the organism in Eukaryota, Metazoa, Rotifera, Eurotatoria, Adinetida, Adinetidae. The record is from the annotation of a GenBank genome assembly.